GGUGCACCAGCAUAUAGGACAGAUUAAAUGUAUACAUCACAUGCGUUGUACUGAUGUCAAUACUUAACAAAACACAGCAUAUAAUGCUUCUAAUUAAAUGACAUCCUCACAUCUAUAUUAAAACAAUCCACCCAUGUUCUUACUAAACUUUCUCUGAUACUUUUCUUAAAGUUUUUGGGGGCAAGGAAGGUAGAGCACUGAGGGACACGUCGCCAUCCAAUGAUCGCGCGUCCGCUCUGACGACGUUGCCAAACGCUACCGGCCGACACGCCCCCAGCAUGGAUACAAUCAGCUCUAAUCGGCGCACGGCAUACUGUCACUUUAACGUUGUGAGGACUACAGCCACGAUGGGAGUUUUCAUAUUGAAUCAAGACAAGUUUUCAACGCUCUCAUCACCGGAAACUUAUCUCUGAAGAAAGAAAGCGGUCGGCGUUGCGCGUUCACGGCUCGAUCUCGCAUGAAUUGCGUGCAGGAUGUCAGUGUUGCUGAAAAGCCGGUAAGAGUAGCGCAAAGUGAGUUUGCUUGUGAGAGCUACCUCUUCAGCAUCACACAAAGGGAUCUACCGAGUUGAAUGGUCUGGUGUCUUUGGGUCUGAAUGUCAUAAAGAAACAUUGGGGCAUUUUUUUCUUUUUCAACGAAAUGGAUCACUUCGCAGCAGAGUGCCUUGUGUCAAUGUCCAGCCAAGCAAUUGUUCACGCUCCUAAAGGGAAUAGAGAGAUCAAGCCCGAAACUGCGGCUGCACAGAGAAACGAAGACACCAAGGAGCACCUGAAAGACAACGCUUCUCUCUUUGUGGUGGCUCGGAUUUUGGCGGAUUUUAACCAGCAGACCCCCGCCAAUUUUGCCGAGCAGGCAAAAAUAAAGGAAGAGAGCGCGACACCAGCCCUGACCAGAGAUGAUGGGAACUCUGCCACACCUACCACCACCAUCUCCGCCGACUCUUCACCUAAACAAAGAAGCAAACGAUUUAGGGGUCGAAUUGAGCAGGAACCCCCGCAGAAAAAGCACAAAUGCCACUAUUCAGGUUGCGAGAAAGUUUAUGGGAAAUCGUCCCAUCUCAAAGCCCACCUAAGGACACAUACAGGAGAACGCCCCUUUCCUUGCACCUGGCCCGACUGCAGUAAGAAGUUUGCUCGCUCCGACGAGCUGGCACGGCACUAUCGCACCCACACGGGCGAGAAGAAGUUCGGCUGCCCCCUGUGCGACAAGCGAUUCAUGAGGAGCGACCACCUGAUGAAGCACGCGCGCCGCCACUCCGACUUCCAGCCGGCCAUGCUGAAGAGGCAACACGGGGGAGGCAGCGCUGCAGUCUCCAGCAGCAUGCGCACCGGCUCCCUCAGCGAUUACAGUCGCUCCGACGCAUCAAGCCCCACCCUUAGCCCCGCCCUCAGCCCAGCCAACUCGCCUUAACCUGACCGCACUUUCUGCCCACAGCGCCUGGGUCUCACCAGACUUUUUGUUUCCCUCCCUAAAAAAUUACUGGCGGCAUUAGCGCCUAUGCUAAAACCUCCCCCCUUCGCUCGCUGUGGUGUACUGUACUGUACAUAACUGCUUCUUGUAGUGCAAUUUUCUUGUGCAAACCCUUAAAGAGAAAAACGACACAAAAAAGAAAAUGCCUUUUCCACAUGGCAAUAUUUACACAAUGUACCAUAUGUCUGUAUUUUUAUAGCUUCUGGCCACGGCCUCUGUUCCAUUUACGUUUUUGUUUCGUUUCUUUGAUAUAGAAGCCGCUCUGUUCAUGUGAACAACAAAGUUGAAAGGUUUGACAGGUAAACUACGUUUCAUCUUUCUUUUAUUUAAAACGGGUGAGGGACGGGGGCACACAUACACCUCAGGAUCCAGAACAGUUUUUUUCUCCUUUAAUAUUCACGUUGACUGCACAAUACAAGCAUCGCUUUACUCGGAAAUUCGACAGAGGUCGAAUUUCGCGCCCUGCUCAGGAAUGGCCUCAUUAGCUUGAAAGAAUGAAGAGAAACAUAAGUUAAGAAACAGCCUUACACUCGGACGAAAGGAAACUUUGCACUCUUGUUUUUGGUCGGUUUUCACAUCAGGGGGAACGGAUUAUGGGUUGUAACAGUUGUUUAAAAUCAGCUCUUAUUUUUUAUUGUUGAUUUUUUUUGUAAAUCUGUCGAAGAGUGGCAGGGUUGGCAUAGUUGUUAUUAAGACUGGAAAGGACUCGACUUUAUUUUCAACCAGCAACGACCUUGUACAAAGCCGUGCUGGGUCCUCGUUUCAAAGGGAAUCCUCUCGAAUGUAGUAAUCGGUCCGCCUUUACAUGCACGAGCCGCCCCGAUGUGGAGAACAGACCGCUUCAACUUCUCUCAGUGGACUAAAUGAAAACUCCCCUUCGCAGAGGCUAAAGUUUCAAAGCAGCUGUUUCCUCAAAAAAACAGCACAUUCGUCAACUUCAGGGUUUCUUCGCUACAAUACACAACAUAUUCAGACGGACUUUCUGGGCUGCAGUAAGACAAAAUGCACAUGAUCAAAAUGCACCAAAGGCCAAGGUGUGAACGAGAGAACGGAGAGGUUUUUGCCCAGAGGAAGCAGGGAGGUAGCGAGGGAGGGAUGUUGGCAUCCUCUCAGGUAACAGCAGAAGCCCUGGCCCUCUGCACGGCUCCAUCUGCAGAGGCCUUCCACUUAGGAAACUGCAUCAACCCACACAGGGCUAUUCUUAGCACACUAGCCAGGGAGACGAGAGCUAUUACGGUGAAGCUUUACGCACUCGUCUCACUCGCUCGAUGUGUUGAGAAUGAGUGGGAGUUAAAGGGAAAUAAGGAUGGAGAGCUAAAGCAAACAUUUCAGUCCUUACAUUGUGUACUAACCAGGUGCCACGCGACAAAGCGAAGUGAUUACAUCUAAAAUAUCACUAGUUAGACAUCGGUUUACAACUCCGUGAGGACUAAAGUGUAUAUGUUUAGGUAGCGGGACAAUGGGCGGUGAGAACAGAAACAUCCCACAAUGAGAACAAAGAAGGCUAUCUGCAGGAGGCAGGGACGAGGGGGUUGACCCAUAGUGAGACAGAUAAAGACUGAGAGGCUUUAUCACCAGCCGAGCACUCUCGCAGAAGAAAAACCCAGUCAGCUCCCUCAGAAACAAACUUCCCAUCCCCUCCCACCAACAGCAUCCCACAAUGCAGUGCGGUAGGGAAAAUGGCACAGUCUGAUUGGACGCUAUUCAAGCAGCAUACCAAGGGGGGUUAUAAUACAGGAAGUCGGGUUCCGAAUGAGCAGCUCGGAGACAAUGGCUGUGAUAAGUUAUCACGUCAGACGUGAGAAUGUUGGAGAUUAUGGGAAUUCGCAGAUCUGUGUUUUUUUGGCACUUUGGGCAACAAGAUUCUCUCUUCUCCUUCUUUGAAAUUACUGUACUUUACAAGCUUUUCCACAAGCACAGGGAAAUCUUCACACACACUCUUUUUUACUGUCGAGGCCUCGCUGUUACGUCAGCGUGACCGCUAAAUGCAUUACCUCAGUGAACCACAAAAGCAGCUGCUUUCAAACUUGACUCUCAUUUAAAGGGGGCUUUUAAAAAAAACUCACAUUACUACUAAAUUUGUACAUAUGUUCAUACAUAUCUGUCCGCUUACCGUCCAUUGUUGCUACAGUCGGGGACGAAGGGUCUCUGUGAGAAUCUCUCUUGCGUUUUUAGCCCCAGCCGGGCUCGCUCAGGCGAAAGACACACAGAACCCUUUAGGAAGUCCGGCACCGCUAUGAAAACUAUUGUGGCGCUGCUUCUUUCUGUCACGUGUUCCCAUACACGCAAUCUUCUUAAAGUAACACUUUUAAGUAGUCUCUAUAUUCAUAAGCUCAUUAAUCAACACCAGCCAUAUUGAAGUAUCAUCCCUUUUAUUUCUCCACCCUAAAAUUCCAAUGCAGAAUGACCAGCAUCAGAGCUGCCCAGCUGGACGAGCGCUCCAGAGCUUGACAAGCAGGUGGGGAGGCCAGUGAAUGCCAGGCCUUGUCCCCCCUUUAUCCUUCCUAGCCCCCCCCUGGUCCCCCUCCCAGGGGCCCCUCAUAAUCACGGCUUUCUUUCGUUCUUUCAAGUAAAAAAACACCCCCAAACAAAAUAAACAGUGCCACGGCAGCAGUGUUUCUGCAAUAAAACCGCAUGGUGAGCCGCGUGCGGACACGCCCUCGAGGUACCCCUCUAAAGCGAUCGGGGAGUUCAGCUAGGUGGCUUUUAAAACGCAUUCCUCGCUUAGAAUUUCAGCUUUACUGUUGAGUGUGUGCAAGAAAUUUCAAUCGUAUAGCCAUUUAUAGUUGCUCCGUUGAAUUGCCCUUCAUUGUAACUGUGAAUACACCCCGCUGCUGGUCAGUGGAGAGUUUCACAGGUUACAAGGGCAGUGAAAGGCCAGUCCAACCUGAAAUCCUAUUUGUUAGUACUUCAAAUUCAGUAAGACUGGUGCCAGCACCUGUUAGGUACCAUUAAGGAUACUCCGUAGGCAACAAAAAUCUCACAUUUGGGUACUGGUUAAAGUCUACGCAACAAAGUAUGUAUAUUUUCCUGAUGAAACAUACUGAAGAAAUGUAUUUUCUCAACGUACAACCAUUCACAGUUUGGGUCUGUAUGGGUUAACACGCAUGUACGCUCUUGGGUUUGUAUUUUUCACUGUAUCAAUACUACUUGAAUGAAACGCAAGACCAUUGAAAAGUUGAAAACAUGUCAAGGUCAUGACAGGUCACAAUCCCACCAAUCACAAACCAUCGGAACAUUGUAUUAAUUUCACAUUCAUUUAUUAAAUAUGUCUGCGUUGGGUUGUAUUUUUCUAAUUCUUUUAUGAUGUUAUUAUUGUUUUUAUUGACGUAUAUUGUUGUUGGUGUUUCAUAAGUCUGCUGCGCCAAUGCUUGCGCUAGUUGAUAGAGCUCUGUCAAUAGCAGCAUAUAGAUGUGUAAUCUCCCCUUUUGAGAAGACGGAGGGAUAUAAAAUAAGACAGAGGGAAAUAUCCUCCCUUCUCAAAUGCAUCGCAUGAGACCCCAUGCUGAUACUCCUGUUCAAUAUCGCAUAACCAUAGAGACCACAUCAUUGUGAGUAGAUAGUCACACAUUCAUUUUGUUUGUAUUGUUCUUUGUUAUUUAACAUAAUGCCACCUCUGUGUUCAUAAUGUAUCAUUUGAAACAUACCUCUAUAACAAUUCGAGAAGGUUAUGGUUCUUUUUUUGAUGUGGCUGGGAAGGGAAUGUUGUUGGAAUUCAUAUCUGAAAGAAUUGUACGUGUAAAGACAAUAUUUUUAUGAAUUUUCAGGGUCAAACAACACACAAAGCAUCGUAUUGAAGUGAAUCAUUGCAUCCCAGCUCAUUAAGUAAUGUAUUUGUUUGUAUACAACUGCUAGCAUCUGAAUAAAUUUAGCACAGACAAGGCAAGGCGUUGAUCCUACAUUUGACAAACCGCAUGUGAAUGAGUGCCAAAGGCAUGAGAAGGGGAUCUUUAUUUCACCACAAACCUAUAGACAAUUCUACAAUGAUACGUAAAUGACCUUGUACAGUUUUUUAUGAGUGAUGUACAUUUUUAAGUGUAUGUAGCCGAGUGAAUGGUGUGUGCUGUAUUAGAUGCGCGAGUAUUUCUAUUAUUUUGGCGUGAUCUUGAUGUACUUUGAUUAUAUUGUUUUUCUUUAGUUAAGUUUUACAUUUGUCAUUGUACAGUACAGAACAAAUGCAUAUUAGUGAAAACUCGGACAUUAACCUGUUCACCAUGUUAAGCAAAAGCUCAACCAUUCCAAAGGAUUGCAAUUACGUUUCCUAUAAAUUUGCUGCUUAUAUCCAACCAAUGCAUCAAAGCUUCAUUUCUUGUAUGUAUUUAUUUUACAAUAAGUCUUUUUGACUGUGAUGUAUGUACACGACUCUUCUUGUCCGGUACUCAACAUUUGUUUUUCCUUUUUCUGUUGUGUAGAUUUCUCCCAACGUUUAUUUCGGUUAUCGUCUACGCGGUCUGUCACGACUCAGCCAUGCCACGUUCUGAUAAAUUAAGCAGAAUCAAACCCUCUCAGAGAAUAGACAAGACAAGAUGGCUGCCAAGUCUGUGCGCUUAGUUAUCAGAUAAAUAUGGUCUUCCCCUCCAAAGUGACAUCAGUGACUGCUGAUAAGGAUACUGAAGGAUGAAUUAGGACGCUUUUGCCAAGAACACUGUAGUGCCAUGACCUAUAGUUUGGUAGAAUGGCUCUUACCUUUAACAUUAUCGAUAAUCUCGCACUGAGUGACUGCACUGGAAGUCUCAUGUUGAUCUAUUGUUACCAAAGGCUUCAGGAAUGAACUAUGAAUGUUGCAGUAGUUGGAAUUCAGCCUGCCGUUUGACAGAUUGGGAAACAAGUGUUUCAAUAGGGAAAAGUUACGUAACUUAAACAAGAUACUGUUCCUUUACUUUAGUAAAAAAUCAAACAAGGCUUUAAACAGAAAAUCCAGAUUAAACUUGUAAGUGAAGAUGAAUAACCCUUAUUCUCUAAAACCUGAUUCAUAUAGACGUUUUUGCGUUUACACAGGCGGGGCUUCGCUUAAGUUUCAACUUGACAAGGCGUCUUUAAAACGCGGCACGCAAAAUCCGUCGUGUUUGCAUAAAAAACGAUGGAAAAUUUCUGUACGGAUCGGCCAUAAAGCAUUUUCACUGUGCGUAUGCAGUUAGAUAUUUCUCCAAAGAAUCAAUAAGUAGUUUUACUAAUGCCAGGGGUUUUGUUUUCAAAGCUUCAGAGAUGUCGACACGGUUUAGGAAUCGCCGAAAGCAGCUGCACCUUUAAAAAUGAAUAUUUUCAAUGUCACAAACUAACAAACAUAAUUUAGUUGAGGUCUUACAAAUAGAUGCUUCUCAUUUUUUAAAGGGUGGAAGUGGAUUUAGGUUUUAACCCUUGGCUUAGAUUUGACUGUUGAUGUUUAGUCUCGUGCUCAACACGGGAGACACUAACUGCUUUUGAGGGCUGUGGUCAUUUUUACAAGUCUGGUUGUCUGCCAAGGUGUGGGGUUAGGUUAGAACAAACUCGCUCCUGUGAAAGCGCCUGGGUGCCCAUUUGUCUCCGAAGCCCAGGUGUUAUGGAGUGACGGUGAUCUAACUCCACGGUUAUGCUAUACACGAUGUCACUCGCUCGGGCAGAGUCUGUCAGACAAAACCAUCAUUAAAAAUCAUUUCACAUUGACAUUUCUUAUAAAGUCCCAUAAAUGCUCUGCGAAACCAACUCUGAAAUUCAAACACUGUGAAAAAGCCAUUUGAAAGACUGAAAAGUACAUUUUACAUCUUCCACUGCAAUUUCCAUGCAACGUUUCUCUUCAGGCACGGCAUCCGUGAAAUAGGCUCUCGCCGUAGAUGUUCCUGAUAUGAAAUAAAAUUCAAUCCAAACCUUACUUUUCCAAACCUACCAUUUAAGAGAUUUCAAUAAGUGUUGUAUAGUGAAUCGUAGUGAGGCACCAGGGGCCUCAUGCUAAUCUGUAGAUGUUCGCCGCGUGAACUCGACAUGCCUUCCUAUCGUAUGUAUCUGUCUGUAUUUUAACAAUAUAUUUUAAUGACACCGUGUGAUGCCUGCUCCAGUGAUUACAUGCCGCCGAGUUCCCGUCUCCCGGGAUUUCUCUACUUUGUACAAAAGCUCUUCUCUUGCAACGGCCAGUUACACUCUCCAUAACCUCAGUCAGAAAAAACUGCCGCGAAACGUCACUUUUAUUUUGCAAUCAACCAAAUCACUACAGUGAAGUAUUACAGUUGUACAGUUCCUCGAAUUCUUCAGAUGAUAUUAUUGUUGCUGGUCUCUGGUUGCUCUGCUGUACUUUUUAUGACCUUUUCUUUUUUACAUGUUAGACAUUAUUGUGACGAUGUCCUAUGCAAAUAUGAGAAUUAACAAGAAUUUGUCAAAUAAUGUAUGUUGUCUUAACUUGUAUGCAUGAAAUAGUGAAGUUUACAUUUGAGAAUAAAUUCAUAAAUAAGACGAA
This is a messenger RNA of Triplophysa dalaica, 7897 nucleotides long. It is a transcript of the gene klf13, whose product is annotated as Kruppel like factor 13. The record is from RefSeq and is a predicted model, not a curated record. Gene Ontology annotation, biological process: regulation of transcription by RNA polymerase II. The transcript is spliced from 2 exons. The coding region runs from base 640 to 1410 and encodes 256 amino acids. Lineage: Eukaryota; Metazoa; Chordata; Actinopteri; Cypriniformes; Nemacheilidae. Gene Ontology annotation, molecular function: RNA polymerase II cis-regulatory region sequence-specific DNA binding; DNA-binding transcription factor activity, RNA polymerase II-specific.